AAACAUGGCUUCCUAUGAAACCGAAGAAAUCGAUGUUGCCAAAGAAUUUAACCUUCUUCCUGUAAUAUUUGAAACGAUUCAAGCGUUACAGAGGACUAGUGAUCCCCAAGAGUUAACUAAGAAGGUAGCUAGUUAAAUAUUUAUGUCUUUUAAGAGGAAUAACUGCCAAGAGUUUAACACAGCGGCCAUUAAUAGUAGUUCAAAUUUAUGAAUGGAACUUUUCGGUGGCAGUGAUAGGGGGAUGUAAAGAGAUUUUGCUACCCAUUGCCAGCUUUUCUCGUCUUUUAAAUUUUUGAGGGAGUAACUGCGGAAUACCCUGCCACUUGGACUGCGGUACUGAAAAACAAAGGCUACGCACAGUUUAUAUUUCAAUUUCUUUCUUUCUCACUUCGUACAGCGUAGCUACGGCGUGUAACAAAGAUUUAUUCCUCACUUAAGCCUGGUUUUCACUAGUGCAUAAGCAUAAGCACAAGUACAUGUGUAAGCAAGUGAAAACUGCCGCGUUAUAAGCAUAAGUAUAAACACAAGAAAAACGGACAUGGUCAUUCUUCUUGUACCUCUGCUUAUGUCGUAGCUUUGACUAGUGAAAACAGGGUCGACAUAAGCUCAAGCAUAAGCACAAGGCCGUGGACCAAUCUUAGGUCACUUUGACCCAUCCUGAAUUUCAUCCGAUUACUUCGAGUCGUUAUUACUCCCUCAGUAACGUCUGAAUCAACUGGCCAUUAAUGCUGUUCAGUGACGUCACUACUCCUUUGUUUAAUUCAUGCCAAAAGUAAAACAUGAUUUUCAAGUGGCAAACCAAGAAAUACCGUUUGGAAAUGUCUACAUGAUACAGAACAGCUGACUGAAUUGCUUUACUCUUGUUGAUCAUAAUUCAUGUUAAACAUUCAAACUAUCAACUUCAUGCAGUACUCUGAACUGGUUGUAAUUCAAACUCGGUCGCAAUCACGCAAUGAUUUAAAUACACACAUGGAAAACCUAGUUAAAAAACACAAAAAUUUCCUUUAAGUGAAAAGAAGCUAUUUGGUCCUUAACGAAGAAAACAAUGAAACAAGAAAGAAAAGCUAACAAAAUCAUUACACUUGACGGUGAAAACAGCAAGAAGGUCAAAUGACAACAUGACAUUGGUGUCAGAAACUUCGCACAAACAAAAUCACUGCGGAAACCACAAAGUGGCUCUAAAUGAAAAACCUACCGACUCUCCACAAUGAUUCUUCAUUCGCAGUUCAAUUUAGCCAUUCAGUUUUGAAGACAAGGGCAAUUUUGCUGUUUACGAUAAAGAUUAUUGAAAUGUUUGAACUCCACGCAAGCAGGCCACUGAUGUGAUCUGUUGAAUAUCAAGCGACAAUCCCGCUAAAAUUUCUCAUAAUUAUACAUAAUUAUGCGAAUGUUUAGACAAUAAACCAAUCAAAAUCAAUUACUCAAACUGCCAUGUUCUGACAUGGCAAGUUAGUCAAGUUAUAGGUGCAAUGCAAUCAUGUGGGAAAUAUCACACUUCCACUGUCCAUACUCAGGGCUGUCAUUAAGAGGCGUGGACCGGGGAUUUCCUCCGGCUACUAUGAAUGUAGCCCCCAGCUACUUUCAUAGGAAAACAGAAGAAAAAUAGAACCAAAAGAAAUCCCUAGCUGUUCGUGAACUUAUGUACCCAGCAACUUGAAAUCUUGGUGGCAGCCCUGCAAAUUUUUGAAGCUGGAGGAAGGUUUGGUUGGUUACGCUUAAUUUUUUUCUUCAACAACAGAGAAUUAUAAUAAUAAAUAUGUUGUUCAAUAUCAAUAUUGUAGGUGAAUACUUUCCGCUCAAAGCUCCAACAUUGCAGAACUUUACUGGACAAGAUCCCUGGGCUAGAAAUGAGUGGUGAGGAACAGAAAGAAAUGUUGAACAAAUAUCAGGCCCAAUACAAAGAAAAAUGGUGAGUCCUGAACUUAAUCUUCUCAUUAUUUAGACAUACACAUAAAGUGUUUUGUUUCUCUUUCCUUCUUUUUUGUAAAAGUGCCAUGGUUGACUGGUCCGCAGGCAUAAAAACUACUAACUAGCCAUGGGAUCAUGCUAUUUAGCUUAAAUAACAAAUGAUCCCACAGCAUGUUAUGAUUUUUUCCCCAACCAACCAAAAGCAAUGCUUGUUUGUUUUUCUCUCUUCAGUGAGCUUCUUAGAAACUAUAGAAAUCUACCAGUGUUUGCAGAGGCAUUCUUGAAGGAAACAAAAUCUUAGUCAGCUAGAGACAAGGCAACAAAGAAAGCUCCAGUUUUGGAAGAGGUACAUCCCAUGCACAGGUCAGAGAACCUAAACUGGCCAUCUGAGUGGGAUAAGUUAUUAGAAGGACUUGAGAGUAUUUCAGAAGCUGGUGAACUUAACAGAUUACAGUAUGCGGCAGCAGCUUGGAAAAUGGUUAAUGACGUUAUGUUGCCACUAGGAAGGAUUUUCUUUGUCAAGUUGGCUCAGGUGGUGGUACAAUGGAUACCUCAAGACUCUUGUUAUUGUCAUCUUAGUAGCAGUCAGGGCUGUGCUCUGGCAGUGCCCAGUGUCCCUUGUUGCCUUUUUUCGCCUCUAGGAGACUAGGAAAUCUCAGUUUUUACAUAGAAAUCAGAAAUCAUAUGCUGGGCACCCUGGAUUUCACAGGUUCAGAGCCUAGGGCUCCCUAGAAUUUUUCAUAGACCACAGCCUUGGAGGUGUACACUUACCUGUGAUAUAUACCUUGUGCCCAGGCAUGACUUCUCACUACAUGCCCCAAUGGAGAGCUUACUGUAGGCUAGACUUGGAUGGAUAAAAUACAGUGAUUUAUAUGAAAUUGUCCACCCAAUUUUUUCUUGCCUCUUUCUAAACCAUCCCCUGCUCCCUAAGUAGAUAAGAUGGCUGCCUGUAAGGGUGAGUGUUUGGUCUUGACAACCUUACAGAAAAAGAGGAGACUCUGAAGAGUCUAUUAACCUUAAUCUUGUUUCACUGUGUGCUCACUGGAGCAGAGUGCAGGGAAGGUCUAUAGAGAGAAGGCAGGGGUUACAUGAAGUAUUGUACCUUUAUUAAGUAGACCUCAUAUAAAGGGGACACCCCUGCCUCCUCCUCAGGCACUUUGUAUUUUGUAUCAAGGCAAGCACAAAAUGCACUUGACUGAUGAUGAAGUGCAAUAUACCAUGGGAAGGACAAAUAAGAAAGGAGAAGCGACCUCUUGCCUGUUUCCUCCUUUCCACCUUCCUUUGCACACAAAUUUUCAAUGAGAGAGAGGUGUCGGGGUAUGAGGCAGGGGAUACCCUGUACUAGCAGACAUAAAAGUCUAUAAUUCCUGUACUUCGUUCCCAUAUUUUCGGUAUAUUAAACCUGUAUUUUUCAGACACACAAACACCAGUGUGGGUCUUGGUGGGUGUCUGCAGAGCAGAGGUUUCACUGCAUCUUUAGAUUAUAGUGGACUGUCUGUUACAGACGGCAGGUGUCCUAGUUAUU
This is a messenger RNA of Porites lobata, 3433 nucleotides long. The record is from the annotation of a GenBank genome assembly. Lineage: Eukaryota; Metazoa; Cnidaria; Anthozoa; Scleractinia; Poritidae.